Messenger RNA from Cyprinus carpio (common carp), 3074 nucleotides. Its product is annotated as ras-related protein Rab-38-like. Gene Ontology annotation, cellular component: lysosome; late endosome; Golgi apparatus. NCBI's taxonomy places the organism in Eukaryota, Metazoa, Chordata, Actinopteri, Cypriniformes, Cyprinidae. Gene Ontology annotation, molecular function: GTPase activity; GTP binding. Gene Ontology annotation, biological process: phagosome-lysosome fusion; endosome to lysosome transport. The record is from RefSeq and is a predicted model, not a curated record.
CCAAGACUGGAGUUUGCGUGGUUGUGUUAUUUUCACAGUUUCCAUGAUUAAGUGUGGAAUGCAGUUCCACCCCCUCUUUCUUCUCCUUUUUGUACUUCUCUCCUUCUCUCUUUCUUUAUGCUAAAGUACAUACACAUGAUAGACAGACAGACAGACAGACAGACAGACAGACAGACAGACAGACAGACAGACAGACAGAUAGAUAGAUAGAUAGAUAGAUAGAUAGAUAGAUAGAUAGAUAGAUAGAUAGAUAGAUAGAUAGAUAGUUUUCUGUCAUCAUGAGUAAACAAACUCUGAAUGGCAGGAAAUUUAGUGCACAUGAGCAAACAGAAUUAGUCUGACAGCUGGUCACAAGUUACCCCACGCCCUGGGCGGUGCCAGUUUAAGUUCAAUGACAGAUGACUAGUUAGUGUGAUAAACUCUAAACACACAAAUGUCCUCAGUGAUGCAUAACAAUCGGAAAGAGCAUUUGUACAAAAUCCUUGUCAUCGGUGAUUUGGGAGUAGGGAAGACCAGCAUCAUCAAACGGUAUGUGCAUCAGACGUUCUCCACUAACUACAGAGCGACCAUCGGAGUGGAUUUUGCGCUCAAAGUUCUCAACUGGGACUCAGAGACGAUCCGGCUGCAGCUGUGGGACAUCGCAGGUCAGGAGCGGUUCGGGAACAUGACAAGGGUUUAUUACCGGGAGGCCAUGGGGGCGUUCAUUGUUUUUGAUGUUACCAGACCCACCACGUUUGAGGCUGUCUCCAAAUGGAAGGAGGAUCUGGACUCAAAAUUAAUACUUUCAAAUGGCCAGAGUAUAGCCACAGUACUCCUGGCCAAUAAGUCCGACCAAAAUAGAGACUUUCUGCCUAACAACAGCCUGAAGAUGGACCAGUACUGCAAGGAGAAUGGAUUUGUGGGCUGGUUUGAGACGUCUGCUAAGGAAAACAUUAACAUUAAUGAAGCUGCAAACUUCCUUGUGAAACACAUAAUUGCCAGCGAGAAUGAUAUCUUGAAAUCAGUGGUUCCAGAUACCAUCUCUCCUCAGCUCAACUCUGAUAAAGAAAUGACCUGUUCUGCAUGUUUCAAACCCUGAGAGAAGGUGGCAUUAAUCUAUGGCAGCAGUAUUGGUUGUCCUUGGACUGAAGAUGAUGUAGAUCUUCACAGCCUCAUCCCUCCAAUUCCAGCACUAUGGCCAACCAUCGAUAAGCCGCAUCCACCACAGAGAGCUGUCCGUUAGUUACAGCAUUAAACUACAGACACUUUGAGCUUGGACACAAAGUAAAUGUAUUUAUGUUUGAAGCUGCACUUUAUUUCUGGUCUUUUUGUGUUGUUUAUGUCUAACAAAAACCUGGGGAGUUCUGGACUGGCAUGCUUGACUGAACAAGGUGAGAGAUUAUAGAACUACUUUCUGUCAGACACACAGACAGAUUGCUGAUUAUGCUUUCAGAAACAGGAAAGUUUUAUCAGUAUAUAUACACCAUAAUAUAGUUAUUUCUGGUUCUGGUGGACUGAGUUUUAAUAACCCCAGUGUUAAAUGAAAAAUAACAUUAUACUUUUUUUUUACUGUCUUUAAUGUGCAACACCUCUGUUAAGACAUUUUCAGAAGUGAUUUGCAUCUGCAUUUCAGCUAUAUUCCUAAUCUAAAAUCACUAAGAAUGUUAAAGAUGCCAUAAAGUUGCUUUAAGAGCAGGUUUUGUCUGCUUUGGCAUUUUUACUUUUGAAACAGGUUUGGGUUACGCAUUUUUACUUUUGAAACAAGAGGUUACGCUUUAGUUCAGGGGUCUCCAAGCCUGCUCCUGGAGAGCUACCAUCUUGCAGAUUUCAGCUCCAGUAAGGUUGGAACUUAAAGCCAGAGUCACACUGCACAAUUUUAGCAAUCUUAUAAGAUCAUUGCAAAUCACACUUUGCGACAUGGAUCUGAUAAACUUGGGUAUGACAUGAUGAUGACACCUAUUGACUCAUAGGCUACGACGCAUGUUACUAUAAAGAAACGUCAUUAGCAUGCGCUCGUGGUAGACAAAAAGAGCAUGAUGAAUCACAGUUUGCCACUUUUAACGUGUGCUGAAAAAAGUGGAAGAGGUUACAGAGGAAGGGAAAAGAGCUUGAAGUAAGCAGUUUUAUGCCGUGUCUUGUUGAUUUCAUGUUGCAUUUUUAUUGGCUGGUAAGUAAACAUGGGUCGAAGCGGCAAACACACUAUGCAAUGAUCAUGCUGAAUUUCUGACACUGUCAGAAAAUGAUCAUAGGCUAUCUUUGGUCGCAAGAAUGUGACAAUGGCCGUCUUUGAACCUCUCUCACUGUACGACAUGGGGCCACCGUUUAGGAGCCAUGAUCACAGAAAUCGCCACGCUUGUUUCACGAUGCCAAUCUUUUGUCUGGGACAGCCAUACAGUGUGUAGAAGGCUUGAAGUCUGUUGGACAGUAGCUCUCCAGGAUCAGGGUUGGAGAUUCAUCACAUUAACAAACCAGGAUUUGCUACUUGCUAAUUGGUAGCAGAUAGUAAUAGUGGGUGGGACAUUCUCACUCUAGAGAGCAUUCGAUUGGCCAAAAAUCUGUGUAGUUCAGGAUGACUCAUCAGUAUGUUGCUUGGUUUUCUCAUAAGAGAGUUCGUUUUUAAAAGCUGAAAGUGAAUUUUAUGAAAGCUUCCAUGAAAUGAAGAAUUCACAAAUUUUCUAAAUGUAUCUUAUUAUGAAUGAUUCAUCCAUGCAUAUGUUUCAUUUAAAAAUUCAGCAUGCCUUCAUCUAAUUAACAACCAUUGGAUUGGAUUUAACCUCUAGGAUUAAAACCAGUUAUGAUAUUCUGUGGUAUGCAUAUGUUACCAUACUGACGGUGUUAAAGCACUGUCGUGUUAUGAACAUGCAUUGUGUAAUAACACGUAUAAAGUAUUUAUAAUCAAGUUAAGCAUCUCUUUUAAUUAUUUGCACAAAAUAGUCUCCUUGAACAUCCUGGUCCUUCUUAUCUUCUGCCAUCCUUCCAUUUCAUCCCUUUUUUCACUCCAAUUCCACUCACUGCAUCUCACAUCUCCUUUGCAGUGAUUCACUGUAUGAUUCAUUGACAUUAUAUAAAUCUCCCAUGAUUCCCUACAUCACCAA